This is a messenger RNA of Microthlaspi erraticum, 330 nucleotides long. Lineage: Eukaryota; Viridiplantae; Streptophyta; Magnoliopsida; Brassicales; Brassicaceae. The record is from the annotation of a GenBank genome assembly.
AUGAUAAUCUGCGCUUACAGGAGACGAGGAGCUCUCACCUUGAGGUGCCGAGAAGAAGCAGAGCUCACGGUCUUUUCGGAAGGAGAACAAGAGCCGAGGACGAGCCAAAGACAUGGUCAAGAAGAGCUCCGUGAAAUACGGACCGCGAAGCGUGGAGUUCCAGAGCUUCGAUACGCAGCGACAUCUCGCUACAGACUUCCCGGCAAUCUCAAGAGGAUUUCGGUGAUGAGAUCAGUUGAGAUUGUCUCUGAGUUUUCUCCUUUUGCAUUCGUUGAUGAGGUCAAAGCUCGAGAGAAGUACUGCCUCCACCGUGUUUUCAUGGCGCUUUGA